AUUAGAAAUUGCAACGUUAGGUUGUGGUACCAUUUACUCGUGAUCUUGAUUAGAAAGGAUUGUUUGUUUUGUUUUUCAUUCAACUCGGAAGCGAUAAAAAUACACAGACAUAAAAAUGGCAGACAAUAUAGAAGAGAAAGUGAUAAUGACGCCAAAGUGCAAGACGGCCACCUCCACAACUCUUGUGGUUGAGCGGAAAAUCGUGCAAGCGGAGGCCAGCGACAAGAUACAUGUGGCCGGAGGGGACCACACUGGCAUUAUUAUCAACAAGGAACAAGUUUAUGAAAACGGUGUAACAGAGCCAUGUCACGCGCAACUCGAGUUCAGAGUCUACCUAGUAUCAGCCGCAAACGGAUCUCACACUCGGGAGGCGCGCGCGCUACGAUUCUGGUUCAAACCUCAAAUGACGCCAGGCGAACGACCGCACGAAGCGCAGGCCUUCUUCAGGGAGUUGGUUAGCCCGCAAGACUUCCCAAAAGAUUACGUGGGAUUCAUAAAGAAGAUAAUAAAGCUUAUGCAACACAAGUACUUGCAAUUAAAGAUUUUAGAAAUAGAAUUACGACAAGAAGGAACUGGAACUCCUCCUCCAGAAUCAAAUGGCGUUAUUUCAAGUAAGACAUAUACUUACGUCUAUUGUAAUGGCUCGUUUAUAGAAGAAAGUGCGGCAAACCAAACGCCAGUAAUAUCUGAACAGAGGGUAUUGGAUAUGAUUGAGAAUGCUUACCCCAACCCUUUGACUGUGGAUGAUUUCAUCACGGCAGGAAAAUGGUCGAAAGCAGAAGUAAAAGACGCCCUGGAGGCACUAGAAGAGAAAGGCCUCACACGGGCCAUGUCCGACGGACUAUACAUUCGGCAGCACAGCGUUGAUACACAGGUGGUGAAACAAAUGCCGACGUUAUGUUCAUCGCGACAGCCCAGCAUAGCCAUAAUAACCGCACUGUACUGCGAAAAGCAAGCCGUGGACGCCAUGAUGGAUAAUCAAGAGACUUUCGUGCGGUAUACGACUGUUGGCGAAUCCAAUGUGUAUACGUUGGGUACUAUUGGAGCACAUCGCGUGGUGACCACAAAGCUUCCAUCAGUGGGUCGCACGAGAGAAGCGAUGACAGCAGCAGGCAACACGACGACAAGACUCCUUGGCAUCUUCCAAAAGGUGGAGUACGUGUUCCUCGUGGGCGUCGGCGGCGGCGUCCCUCACUACACAGACUACGAGCGUCACGUGCGUCUCGGAGAUGUCGUGGUGGCCACCCCUGCAGCAGACCUGAGUGACAAAAGCGUUUACGUGUUCUGCGAGAAAGCGGAGCGUAACGAAAAAGGUGGUUGGGACUACGAAGUGAAGCCAUACAAGCCUGACAGCUUCCUGCUCCAAGAUAUUGCUCUGCGGCUGAUGCGGUCUCACGCACCUUGGGACUCUUACGUCAAUGAAGGAUUGGAACGACUCCAAGGUAUACCAGGGCGCUGGGAGGCGCCCGUUGGUGGCUCAGACCGUCUCACGAUGGACGUCGGCAAUGGAGCUUUCAUCGAAGUCUCGCACCCUGCGCCCAGUGGCGACCAAGUGGACCGUGGUGGUUUACGCGUACACUGCGCGCCGGUCGCAGGCGGGCGUGCGGUGUCGUGCGCGGGCGAGGCGCGCGCGGCGUUCGCAGCGCACGCCCGCGCACAGGCCUACGACUGCGAGCUGGACGCCGUGCUCGAUUCCGUCAAAGGGAAUAGAAAGGAUUGCUUCGUCUCCAUUAGAGGUAUAUCCGACUACCGCGACGGCACGCGCGGCAAGGAAUGGCAGCCGCACGCGGCGCUGGCCGCCGCCGCCGUAAUGAAAGCCAUCGUUGCCGCCAUGGACCCGCCCACAGACUAAACACGCACGAUUCUUCCAUACGUCACCUUAGGGCUUUACACGGUACGAGAUCUCACAUGCGACCUUCAGUACAAUGCGGCGUUUAAGGAAAAAUUCUAGGUAUAUCGGACUACCGCGCGGAAAGGAUUGCCAGCCAUGAAGGCUAUCGUGGCCGCCAUGGACCCGCCCACAGACUAAACAUGCGCGAUUCUUCCAUACGUCACCUUAGGGCUUCACACGAUACGAGAUUUCACAUGCGACCUUCAGUACAAUGCGGUGUUUAAGAAAAUAAUUCUAGAUAUAUCGGACUACCGCGCAGAAAGGAGUGAGACUCAGUUUCAUUACAAUACCGCGUUUGAUGCCGAGUUCGUACUCCGUCUAAAUGAGCCCUUAUAAACCCUUAUUCUGAUUAUUUCUGAAAGCACUCAAUGUAUGUA
Leguminivora glycinivorella is the source of this 2268-nucleotide messenger RNA. RefSeq lists its product as uncharacterized. The coding region runs from base 116 to 1852 and encodes 578 amino acids. Gene Ontology annotation, biological process: nucleoside metabolic process. The transcript is spliced from 14 exons. Gene Ontology annotation, molecular function: catalytic activity. NCBI's taxonomy places the organism in Eukaryota, Metazoa, Arthropoda, Insecta, Lepidoptera, Tortricidae. The record is from RefSeq and is a predicted model, not a curated record.